UGGCAGAGUGUUUUGUUUAAACAUCGUAAAAAGGUUGCCCUUUUGCAAUAGCACUUGCCCGUAUGUUCUUGCACACACACACACACACACACACACACACACACACACACCCACACACCCACACAUACAGUAACCACACAGGUUCGAAGAAGGCAGACGUGAAAGCUUCCAAGAAUAAACAUCAGCAUGUAUCACUGACUCAGAUCAGUGAAUGCAUAUAUGCUUAGCGCUCAAGUAAAUGGCCGAGUGAGUGUGACAGUGAAUGAGAGAGAGAGAGCCUGUAAUCAAGCACAGUUUAGAAGUGGGAAGGGUCACAGUGUGAGCGGGAGGGGAAGAGAGAGAGAGAAACAUCUCCCAUCUGUGUGUUUAUUGUCUUUACAGUGUAAGAAAGGCAGGCAACAGAGAAACAGGCUGUAUGAUGAGCUCAAGAGGGAUUUUUACAGAUGGGAUGCGCUCCCUGCAGGAGAUGUCAACCCUGUGACUUCCUUCACUAAUGAUCCUCUCUGAUCAUUGACGUCCCCGCUCAGAGCACGCUUUCCCACCUGAGGAGUCUGUUUCCAGAGUUUCUCUCCCCUCGCAGACGGACAGAGUCAACUGGAGAACAUGUCAGAGCUCAGCUCCAAAAAACAAGGAUUUAAAAAAUGCCGGAGUGCCACUUUCAGCAUUGACGGCUUCAGCUUCACUAUUGUGGCGAAUGAAACCGGAGAGAGCAGUGCGAGACCUCUGGCACGAUUCGCACGUUCCAAGUCCCAGAAUGCUUUGUGGAACGCCAUCACAGCAGGCAUCGGGAUCAAGGACAAAGACAAGCGGGGUAUCCUGAUUGACCCACGGAGCCCGGAGGAGAUUCUAGCUGAUGACCUGCCCUCUGUCGACAGUCCUGAUGCCAUGGAGAAAACCGCCAUCAGGCUGAGAUGUUUGGUGAAACAGUUGGAGAGAGGUGAGGCUUCUGUUGUCGACUUGAAGAAAAACCUAGAAUAUGCUGCAUCCGUUUUGGAAUCUGUCUACAUUGAAGAAACAAGGUUUGUUGAUACAGAAGAUGAGCUCAGUGACAUCCAGUCCGACUCUGUUCCCUCAGAAGUGCGCGACUGGCUGGCGUCAACUUUCACACGUCAGAUGGGGCUGAUGUUAAGACGGUCGGAGGAGAAGCCGCGAUUUCGCAGCAUCGUGCAUGCGGUGCAAGCAGGGAUAUUUGUGGAAAGGAUGUACCGACGGACCUCCAACAUGGUGGGGCUGAGCUAUCCACCCAGCGUGAUCACGGCCUUGAAGCAUGUGGACACGUGGUCAUUUGACGUCUUCACACUGAAUGAUGCCAGCGGAGAUCAUGCACUGAAAUUUAUUUUUUAUGAACUUCUCACCAGAUAUGACAUAAUCAAUCGCUUUAAGAUCCCUGUUUCUGCUCUGGUGUCUUUUGUGGAGGCCUUGGAGGUGGGCUACGGCAAGCACAGAAACCCUUACCACAACCUAAUCCAUGCCGCAGACGUCACCCAGACAGUGCAUUACCUACUGCUCAAGACCGGCAUGGUUCACUGGUUAACCGAGUUGGAGAUCUUUGCUAUGCUGUUCGCUGCUGCUGUGCACGAUUACGAACAUACCGGCACCACAAACAACUUCCACAUACAGACCAGAUCCGACACAGCUAUACUAUACAAUGACCGUGCCGUACAGGAGAACCACCAUGUUAGCGCUGCAUAUCGGCUCCUGCAGGAAGAUGAUGAAAUGAACAUCCUCUACAAUUUGUCGAAAGAUGACUGGAGAGAAUUGCGGGCUCUGGUGGUCGAGAUGGUCCUGGCCACUGACAUGUCCUGUCACUUCCAGCAGAUUAAAGCCAUGAAGAACUUCCUCCAGCAGCCUGAAGCGAUUGAUAAACCCAAGGCCUUAUCCCUGUUACUGCACACCGCUGACAUCAGCCACCCCGCCAAAAACUGGAACAUGCACCACCGCUGGACCACCUCACUGCUGGAGGAGUUCUUCAGGCAGGGCGAUAAGGAGGCAGAGCUUGGACUUCCUUUCUCUCCUUUAUGUGAUCGCAAGUCUACCAUGGUGGCCCAAUCUCAGAUCGGUUUCAUUGAUUUCAUCGUGGAACCCACCUUCACUGUGCUGACAGACAUGAUUGAGAAAAUCGUGACUCCGCUGAUCGAAGAAGCCUCACCCUCCGGCCUGGCUGGAUUCAGACGGUCCAGACAUUGCACUUGUAUUGUCUUUUACCUGAACUGCUCCAUAAGCGCUGUUGAUUUUAAGACCUUCAAAAGCACCUGGAAUGAGGAAGUGCAUAAAAACAGAGAAAAAUGGAAAGCACAGGCUGCCAAAGAUCUGGAAGAGAAGGCCAAACAGGAAGAAAACGAGAAGAAAGAUAAUAAAACCGACACAGACACACAAAGCAGUGACAGCAAAGGCGAUAAUACUAAAAAAGAAGACGAGAUCAACACAGACGCGAGUGUGAAAUCUCAAGACAAACGAAAGGAAGACACGAGACAAGAGAAGGAUUCAAAGACAGAUCGAGAAGCUACAGGCGAUAACAAGCAGCCCACAGAGCAACAGCCCAGAGAGGAAGAGGGCAAUAAAGACCCAGGGGGGGUGAAUGGGGCUCAAACACCAGCGUCUGAUGCCAAAGAGCCCGAGACCAGCAGUGACACGGACAACAGCCAGCGAGCGCACAACGGGAACGAGGAACUGAACUCACCUGACAGUGACGACAGUGAAAGCAAGAGAUCGGACGACUCAGAAGACGAGCACAGUCACUGUGGGAUGUCCCCCUCUUCACUGGCAGACAGUGCAGCCGCUGCAUCUGCGCCUGAUGCAAACUCUCCCACUCGCCGCAAAUACCACCUGGUCAGAUACAGUAAGAAACCCAGUUACUGUGCCAACUCCUACUUGCCCUCCCGCCCACAGAAGGAUUACCACAAACCCACAGACCCCCGUAGCAGGGCCAGACACCUACAGAGCAUCUCUCUGAGACGGGGGAGGUGACCCCAUCUAUAGCACACACAAAAACUUCUGUCUGUUCUGCACUGAUGAUGGAGUUGAGAGAUGCUAUUUCAACCCAAAAUCAAAAGAAAAAACUAAUAAGAAAUUGUAAUCUGCAUGAAGACAGUACUUUGACAAUUAAGCAGUUUUGCUGAAGAUUUUUAUUACUGUAGUGUAUACAGAAGAGAAAAAAACAGAUAAAAU
Molecule: messenger RNA, 3168 nt
Organism: Cyprinus carpio (common carp)
Lineage: Eukaryota; Metazoa; Chordata; Actinopteri; Cypriniformes; Cyprinidae
Product: calcium/calmodulin-dependent 3',5'-cyclic nucleotide phosphodiesterase 1A-like
Exons: 20
Coding region: 604-2967 (787 amino acids)
Biological process (GO): signal transduction
Molecular function (GO): 3',5'-cyclic-nucleotide phosphodiesterase activity
Source: RefSeq, a predicted model, not a curated record